ACACAAUUCUGUAGGGCUCUCAGCUCGGAACUUUUACGGGGAAGUCUUACUAUUUGUGUAACUCGAAUGACGCUGCUUGGUCAGGCUGAUCAGUUGGGCCGCUUAGUUGGGCUCUAUGGCUGCAUGGCUAUACUCCGAGAUAAGAUAGGGCAAACAAAACCUUAUAGUUUUCUAUCUAUAAAGACUAUUGAAAGUAUGAAACAUCAUCUUUCUAUAUCUAUCAAGAUGGGAUCCGCUAUCAGCAGAGAAAAUCCGGUCAACGUCCCAAAGACGCCUUCCCGGCCACCGUCUCCUCCUCGGAACAAUGAAUUCAGCUCAGUCCGGCAUUAUAAUGCUCGGAGUAGGCAGAUGCGACCUCGAAACACUGCGGAUGUAGACAAUCAUACGAUGGGCAUCUCACUGCUGGAAUAUCUUGAAAUCAAGGUCCACCAAGCGGUUCUAGAGCGAGCUUAUAGAGAGAUUAUAGUUCACGGAGUCUAUUGUCGCUACUCUUCGGAAUCUAUCCCAUUCGACGGGGAGAAGAGAGAUAAACCAUUCAACUGGGAACGACCGACUGCCCGUGUUGAGGGCGACACGCUCUAUAUCGAAUGUUUCCCCGGCUACGACCACAUAGAGCACUAUGCAGAGAUUAUAGCCAACUACCUCAAACUCAGAGAAAAACAAGGUGAUAGCCUGACUCCGUCUUCGAGAGUCUCGUAUAUACCGGUCUCUUGCUCAGACAUACAGACGGCCCUUCACGCCACUAAUAUUGAUCAGUUCCCUGGAAACAAGGUGGACACAGUUAUCCUCGGGCUGGUUUGGCAUCUGCCACGACUCACAGGAUCCACGGAGUGGAGCGGUAAUGGCCCAUGGCAGUGGAUUUUGAAGCCGUUCAACGGUCGCCUAGUCGCCUUCCUGGGAUUUAGGCCUGCGUUCUGGGGUGACAUUUCAGGAGAGGUUAUCUACAAGCUUGCCGCCAGUUUCCAAAUCAAGCAAGUCAUCUACCUCGGUAAGCUUGGGGGCCUCAAGCCAGAAGUCGUGCCCAACGAGUGGCUAGCAACCGGCAGUCAGUCACUGGUCAAUAAUCGCAUGGUAAAGUGGAAGAAUGUGCUAGCGCCGUCUGUUGAGCAUUGUGGAAAGGAUUCAGUAAUUGUCGGUAUGCACAUAACGCUGGGUAGUGUUUUGCACGAAACACGCAGUUGGCACUCUGAACUGGUUGACGAGGUGGAUUUUGUAGAUCCAGAGAUUGGGAUGAUGGCUCAAGCAGCCGUCAGGAGCGGAAUACAGUACGGCUAUCUUCACAUGAUUACUGAUAACUUGGGUCGCAAGUAUGACGAGGACCUAUCAAAUGAGAGGAAAGAGAGUGUGCUUAGACGUCGCCAGAGACUUCACCAACAGGUAGAAUAUAUAAUAGAGGAUCAUCUGAUGAGGGAUAGCUGAUGAUGAUAACGGCGGGAAUAGGGUGCCUGGAAAUAUUAGAGAUUAUGGGUGGUUUUCUAUAGAAUUAGAUUGGAAUAGAGUGAGCUUGCAGCGCGCUGAGAAAUUAAUUACACUAUUUAGAUUACCCUGACAACAAUUACGAAAAUAGAUGCGGAAUGAGUGCCGCACGUUAACUGGGCAAGCUGAAUAG
[Torrubiella] hemipterigena is the source of this 1609-nucleotide messenger RNA. The record is from the annotation of a GenBank genome assembly. Lineage: Eukaryota; Fungi; Ascomycota; Sordariomycetes; Hypocreales; Clavicipitaceae.